Angiostrongylus costaricensis is the source of this 420-nucleotide messenger RNA. The record is from the annotation of a GenBank genome assembly. Lineage: Eukaryota; Metazoa; Nematoda; Chromadorea; Rhabditida; Metastrongylidae.
UUGGCGUCGCAAUUCUCAAAUUGUGGAAGAAAAGUCUACUGGUCUAAAUUCUGCCAUAAUUUCCUUCAUUCUAGACUAUGCCUACUUCUUGGUCCGUCGCUAUUUUCUAUUACGUUGCUACUGAUUACGGUAUUUCCAACGAACAUCAAGACUUUACCGCGAGUGAUGUUGAUAGUAGUAACGUUGGAUGUGUUCUGGAGAGUGGCGCUGUUUUUCCAGUUACUUGAACUUGACUUUCAAUUUCGCAUCGUCACCGGAAGUGAAUACGGUGACCGUAUUUUACAUGAUGUAUUUUUUCAGAUAUCCGUCUUCAUAAUUCAUCUUUUUCCUUUGUAUAUACCCACUUUGCUCAUUGUAUUCGUUCAACACUAUAGAAUGCAGGUAUAUUUUUCAGAGACCGUAAAUCAUUUCUUCCAAUGA